UUUCCUCUCGGAGAUUUGAUAACUUCAUCUCGUGCCGCUUUGCAACUUUACCGUUUUCUUCUUUAUUCCUUCACUGUGUUGAAGUAGCUGACAAAUCCUUUUUCAGAGGAUGCGCUUCAGUGAUGCAACAGAUGUGAACAGCUGCGACAAUAUCUCCGUUUUGGAACCAGACCACCUUUUCUGUCGCUGAAGCUGGAUGAAAAGUAGCGAUCAUUCCUUUUAAAGAUAAACUAUUUUCAUGCAGAACAGGAUAUGUUGAUGUCAGUGUCGCUUGGCCCCGCUCCUCACCUACUGAAGCUUUCACCAUCCUCACAGUAAACCUGAAAUUACAGUUCCCUGCUGGAAUAUACUCAGUGAGCUCAAUUUUGAAUGAGCUAUUUUGAAAUCUGUUUUAAAGGACUAUAUUAAACUGUAUCAAAUCAAUUUUGAGGGAUUAUCUCAAGUCAAGCACUUAGGCUUGUGUGAAUAAACUUUUGUCGUUUUGAAAGCGAACAAUGCUUCAUUUAUCACCGUUUGAUUUCAAAAUCAGAUGAAACUAUGAGUGCUUUUCCCUGACAGGACGUGGAGGUCACUGCUGAAUAUGCAGGAAUUAGUGGGGCCUGCUAUGCCCAGAAAAUCCUCUAUUUUUGAUGGCUUCGCCCUCCUAUGGGGCAUGCUCUUUGGAAUAUUCCUUGCAAGUACACCAGUGAUGGCUUGUCCUGCAAGCUGUCACUGUAUAGAAAAGAGUGGCAUGACCGUGGUCCAGUGUAUGUCUCGCAACUUGGAGAAGAUCCCAUCUGAUCUUCCAAGAGAUACUGUCGUCCUUCUUUUGGCAUCCAACCACAUCACCCACAUCCCCAACCACGCCUUCAAAGAACUGAACUACCUUCAGGAGUUGGACCUGUCAAACAAUGACAUUGACACUGUAGACGUUGGAGCAUUUCAAGGUGUUUCUGACAGCCUCCUUGUUCUGGAUCUAUCAAACAAUCAUAUCCAAAGUGUCCCCAAAGAGGCAUUUGCCCGUCUUCGAGCGAAAAUCAGCCUCUCAAACAACCCAUGGCACUGUGAGUGUACACUGCAGGAGGUCCUGAGGGAGCUGCGGUUGGACCCCGAGACGGUGAAUGAGGUGAUCUGCCACACAGCGGUGCAAGAGGAAUAUGCAGGCAAACCGGUAAUCCAGGUGCUGGACUCAGGAAUCAACUUCUGCAACUUUCACCACAAGACCACUGAUGUAGCCAUGUUCGUCACCAUGUUUGGAUGGUUCACCAUGGUGAUUGCAUACGUCAUCUACUAUGUGAGACACAAUCAGGAGGAUGCCAGGAGGCACCUGGAGUACCUCAAGUCGCUGCCCAGCAGCUCUCAGAUCAGCAAGGACUUUGACACCAUCAGCACUGUUCUCUAGCAGUCCGCUCUGUGGCUCAGGAGUUGCGGUAUGUGUGUGUGUGUCACAAAGUAUGUGAGUAAAUGUGUGGUUUAACAUAGGGCUGCAACUAAUGUCAGUUAUUGUCUCAAGUAAUUGAAUAGUCUUUGGUCUUUAA
This is a messenger RNA of Thunnus maccoyii (southern bluefin tuna), 1517 nucleotides long. RefSeq names its product leucine rich repeat containing 3 (gene lrrc3). The coding region runs from base 581 to 1381 and encodes 266 amino acids. Gene Ontology annotation, molecular function: protein binding. The transcript has 2 exons. The record is from RefSeq and is a predicted model, not a curated record. Lineage: Eukaryota; Metazoa; Chordata; Actinopteri; Scombriformes; Scombridae.